Geodia barretti is the source of this 912-nucleotide messenger RNA. NCBI's taxonomy places the organism in Eukaryota, Metazoa, Porifera, Demospongiae, Tetractinellida, Geodiidae. The record is from the annotation of a GenBank genome assembly.
AUGUACAUCAUGAUGUCUUGGCUGGCAACCGAUAUUAAGUCUGAACUUGCCGAUCACUAUUUCUGGGCUGCCUUCCGCGGUGGGAAUAUUGACACAAGUCGAAAGGAUUUAGGCAUAGAGGUGCCCUUGGCGGUCCCGCGGCUUGCGAUUGACCGCUUGGCAACCUUGCGUCUCAAAUUCCAAGGUGCUUCCCGAAAAGGGAACGCACUUCACCAAGCACGAAUCUCUUUCAACGGACUUCAACUCGGUAGGGUUGCGGAGUGGAAGCGUCAAGGUUCCCAGGUCGCGACCCGCAGUAUUCCAUGGGCGCGCGUCCAUAACAAUCAGGUGAAUUUUAUGCGCAUUGAGGCGUUGGAUACUAACAAGACGCCUGCUGGCUCCUACGACUUCUAUCUCGAUUGGUAUGAAUUUGAUUAUUGGCGAAGUUUUCGUGCAGAGGCAAACCGUCUUGAGUUCAAUACCAAUACUGAACCUCGCAAUCGUGGCAAAGUCCACUACAGCGUCCGAAACAUCUUCCACGAUGCAAUUGAUGUGUAUCAAAUUGAUGAGAAUGGCAUUACCAGUAGGCUCACUGGUGGUAAAGUCUCCCGCAUUGGUGCCAGUCACCAAAUUCUCUUUGAGGAUACUGUCAACCAAUAUACGCGCUAUUUCGUCAUCAGCCGUUCUGCCUAUCGAAGCAUCAACGCGCUUGUUCCAACACCUCCAACGCCGCUGCGCAAUCCUUCUAACCAAGCAGACUAUGUUGCCAUUACGCAUCCGGACUUCGCCGAAAACAUUCAGCCGCUUGUCGAAUUUCGGCGUUCACAGGGUUUAACGACCAUGGUCGUUGAUAUUGGCGACAUCUACGAUGAAUUCAGCGAUGGUCUCUUUAACCCCGUUUGCCAUCCAGCGGUUCCUCCGGUAUGCCUAUAA